ACCAACAACUCUCCAAAGUAUCGUUUCUUUCUUCUCAGCCGACUGUCGUAUCUUCUUCUUCUCUUGCCUUUCCCCUUCCACCUCUUUCGUUACUCUUCUCCAGAUCCGUUUCACCACUAUCUGAUCUAAUCAAUCAUCUUAUUGAACUUAAUCAAUGAAUUCCUUUCAUCUUCCUCUUUGUUUCUCUAUUUAUAAAUCUCUUUCCAUAGUUUAUGUUUCCAUUAAAAUCCAUAAGAUUCUCUCAAGUAACUAUCUCGAUGGAAUCCAAAGACAAUUCUGCAGUCUCCAGCGAUCAGAAGACCAACGAGAAGAAGUUCGCUUCCUCCGUGACUAUGAAGCCACACGGGAAGUCUACUGCUGCCUCGGCGAUUGCGGCGAAACCUAACGGCAAGAGUGUUGUUUCAUCUGACAUUCCGAAGAAGCAAAAAUCUGCUGUUUCUCUCUCCUCCGCGCAUGGCGACCGAUCAAUGUUCUUCAGAGAUGUUUCAUUCGGCCCACACGAAGCUGAGCUGAGGUUUCGUCUGAUUCACUUUUGGGAGGCUCGAAAUCCAAACACGAAAGAACUCAUCGGACAGGAGAUGCUUCUUAUUGACGAAGAGGGAACUGUCGUCCAAGGUUUUAUUACAGCAGGUCGGGUUGGGAUGUAUAAACUGACAUCAGGUUCUAUUUAUAAACUGAGUAACUUCUUUGGAUCCAGAAGCAAAGUUCAGUUUCGGGUUGCUGAUCAUAGGGCCACCAUUUCGUUCUCUUGGAACUAUGAUUUGAAAGUUCUCGUGAACCAUCCGGUCCCAAUUCUCGAAGACAGGUUCAGGUUCCAUAGCUACGAGGAGUUUCAGGCCAACUGCGACCGCAGACUUGAUCUUUAUGAUUAUGUUGGCCACAUGAAACUGGUGAAUGGGCAGACUAUCACUGACCACACUGCUCUUGAUGAAGUUGACAUAGCAGAGAGGCGGCAUCUGUGUGUUCAUGUACAAACACAUGACGGACCAGUGAUGAAGCUCUAUCUAUGGGACAAUGCUGCAUCCGAGUUCUGCCAGAAGUUCAUAUCGUAUGGACGGACUCCAACCGUUCUUUUGGUCACCACAGUAAACCCUAAACAUCUUGGAGGAACCCUUGCUCUUGCUUCUAUGGCAUCAUCUAGAGUGUUUAUGGAUACUGAUGUCCAGCCUACCAAGGAUUAUCUUGCAUAGCUGAGCUCUAACUUGGACAUUGCUAAUAAGAUUACGGCAGAGGUUGUCACUAAGCCUGAGCCAGUAACACUAGAGGAGCUAUACUCUUACAUCAAGCAGGAGACUGCUAAGGUACAAAGUUGAUCUGUUUUAUCAUUCAUUGUGACAUGCUUGGGUAUUUAUGAAGUUUAUUUUUCUCAAUUUUGCAGGUUGC
This is a messenger RNA of Brassica rapa (field mustard), 1383 nucleotides long. RefSeq lists its product as uncharacterized. The record is from RefSeq and is a predicted model, not a curated record. Lineage: Eukaryota; Viridiplantae; Streptophyta; Magnoliopsida; Brassicales; Brassicaceae.